UAGAUAAUUGAUGAUUUUUAGUAUGAUUAAUACUGAAAAUAUCUCGAUGAGAUUAGUUAUGGCCAAGCUUGCUUUGAAAAGAAUAGCAUUCGAUAGUCAUAAUUCUAGACUCAUAUUUAUGCUCAAUUUUAUCAAUAAUUACUUAAGAUAUCCUAAAAAUCUCUUUUCUAACAUUUCUUUCGCUUCAGGACCGGAAUGGUGUGCUUCGAAUUCCUCAGUGACAUCUGUGCCCAUGUUCUCCACUAUAUAAAACCUCCCACCAGGAUGUUUCUCUGCAAACCCUGAUAAAUCAUACACUUUCUCUCCCACAAUAACCCAGUUAUCCGCUUCAGUACAAUGCUCUGCCACUUCUU
Molecule: messenger RNA, 353 nt
Organism: Moneuplotes crassus
Lineage: Eukaryota; Ciliophora; Spirotrichea; Euplotida; Euplotidae
Source: the annotation of a GenBank genome assembly